AUGAUGCACUUCAUGAAGUUUUUGUUUGCUGAAGUGACCAUGCAAGUGUCAGAUGUUAUAUUGGAUUACUACACUAAUGGGAUGUUGACGAAUGAAAUGCUGAAAUCUAAACACGAAGACGCCAACAAGAAUAAUUCUGUAGCAAUAACACAACAUGAUAUUCCAAGUGCGGGCAUCAAGAUGGAGCACUUCCAGCCAGCGCUAGACCCGCGCAAGCAGGAGCUUCUGGAGGCCCGCUUCCUCGGCCAGCGGGGAACAGGCGAAUUUUCGUCUCCCAGCAGUUGUCCUCAGUGUCCACCCCGGUGUGGACUUCCUACUACUCCCACUGUGGAUUGGCCGACCAGUAGGGAGCGACAACCGCCUUCACAGAUGUCGGCAGGGUCACAAAUUCAGAUGGCACCUCAAGCAACAGUGAACUCAGGCCAGUCAGUUCAUAGUCAGGACUCAAACAUGAGUACAGGUUCGUCUCAUAGCGAUAAAGAGGUGGACUCCACUCCUGAGAAACUCCCUCGAACUCCAUCGGAGCAGCGGAAACGAAAGCGUAAAAUAGAUGAUGGGGGAGGGGGAGGAACCAGCUGUACUGGAAGUGGUGGUAGCAAUGCUGGAGUAGUGGGAGGAGUGACUGUGGCAGUAGGAGGAAGUACAGCUACAACUGUGGGUCCUUCAGGAGCUAAGGGAGCACGCACUGAUAACAAAAAAAUUAACGAGUACUUCCCUAAACAUGCUGGCAAUAGUCCUAUCCGACAUGGUGGCUCCAAAAGCCCAUCACCUCAACAAGGCUAUCCAAUGUAUCCUCCUUCUCCGCAGUCACUGCUGCCAUCUCCUCAAACUCCUGUACCGCAGAACGUUACUCCAGAGUUCUCAAGUUUAAUGCAUCCACCUCGACCACCUCCUACAAUGGUCAACAAGCAAGUCCAGACUGAGCUUACGUGUCAAAGGAUACAAGAAUUUGAAAAUCAAACAUCAACUGACCUCGAAAUGCGGAAUAACAAAAUAGAUGAAUUAAAUAGAACAAUGGAUGAGUUACGGCGGCAGUUGGCAGCGCAACAAAAGAUAAUGGAGCAGCACAAGUCACACAUCAAUAAAUGUAUUGAUGUAGUAAAAAAGCUGUUAAAAGAAAAGUCGAAUAUUGAGAAAAAGGAAGCUAGGCAGAAGUGCAUGCAGAAUAGGUUACGACUAGGGCAGUUUGUUACGCAACGGGUGGGAGCUACCUUUCAAGAAAAUUGGACUGAUGGGUAUGCCUUCCAAGAACUUGCAAGGCGGCAAGAAGAAAUAACUGCUGAGCGAGAAGAAAUUGAUAGGCAAAAGAAAUUAUUGUUAAAGAAACGUCCUUCGAAUAGUGAAACGGGCAGAAAACGUAGCGGCAGUCAAGCAUCAAGUCAGGGAUCAACUGUUCUUCAUAAUGGCACUGAUGCCACGUUCCUGAAGCCUGACUCUGUGCCGGGUGCGUUUUCCUGGCAAGAGUAUUAUGAAGCGGAUGAAAUUCUUAAGUUGCGUCAAAGUGCUCUUAAGAAAGAAGAUGCAGAUCUGCAGCUUGAAAUGGAGAAGUUGGAAAGAGAACGCAAUCUUCAUAUUCGUGAGCUCAAAAGAAUUCAUAAUGAGGACCAAUCACGUUUCAAUAACCAUCCAGUUUUAAACGAACGCUAUUUGUUACUCAUGUUAUUGGGUAAAGGUGGCUUUAGUGAAGUUCACAAGGCUUUUGACUUGAAAGAGCAAAGGUAUGUGGCUUGUAAAGUGCAUCAAUUAAAUAAAGACUGGAAAGAAGAUAAAAAAGCGAAUUAUAUAAAGCAUGCCUUGAGGGAAUAUAACAUUCAUAAAGCGUUAGAUCAUCCGAGAGUCGUAAAACUGUAUGAUCACAAGACCAUCCCAGAGCGGGAAGCGCGGUCUAUUGUGAUGCAGGUCGUGUCUGCAUUAAAAUACCUCAACGAAAUUAAGCCUCCUGUUAUUCAUUAUGACCUCAAACCAGGUAAUAUAUUGCUGACAGAAGGUAACGUUUGUGGUGAGAUCAAAAUAACGGAUUUUGGUCUCAGCAAAGUAAUGGAUGAGGAAAACUACAAUCCAGAUCAUGGCAUGGAUCUAACUUCGCAAGGUGCUGGAACCUAUUGGUAUCUGCCGCCAGAAUGUUUUGUAGUUGGAAAAAAUCCUCCUAAAAUAUCUUCAAAGGUGGAUGUAUGGAGUGUAGGUGUAAUUUUCUACCACCAUUUGGUCAUAACCAAUCACAGGCAACGAUACUGGAAGAGAAUACCAUCCUCAAAGCAACAGAGGUGCAGUUUGCUAAUAAGCCUGCAGUCACAAAUGAAGCUAAGCUGUUUAGCGUAUCGAAAAGAGGAGCGCAUUGAUGUUUUCUCCUUGGCCCGGCACGAGUACCUGCAACCUCCUAUGCCCAAACAUGGACGUCAGACUAGCAACCAGCAAAUGCAACAGCAGGCACAACAGCAGCAGCAACAAGCUCAGCAACAGACAUCAUUUAGUACUGGAAUGUUCAGUGGAAUGAAUGCAUCAAGCUCAUCAUAGUGGUGGCCGUGUGUUGCUGUGCUCCAAUAUUGCCAGUAAAUUUGCAUGCAGUACCCUGAACUCGCUCCUAUGUAUAGUAUAUUUCUGUCAACAAAAAGAAUUGUGUAUUUUAACAUGCUUUAUUCAUUCAAAUAUUGUGCAUACACACACUUCCAGAAGGUCAUGAAAUUGGGAAGUCUAGGAUCACCAUGCUUCUAAUUGUAAAUAGUACGUUUACAUAACUGAGAAAUUAGGAAUUGUUCUUGUCCUUUAAACAAUCACUACCUCAAAAAUAAGUAUCAUACUUUCAUACUAAGUCAAUAAAGAAUGUGAUAGUGUGACAAAUCUGAGUGGUUUUGACUUCUAAUGAACUCGGUUGUAUAAUAUGGUAGGAAAUUAUCAGUCCCUAAAUCCAGUCCAUUGUGUUUGUUUCAUUAUUGCUAAUGUAGGUUGAAUUCAUUGAACACCAUUGUUCCUUUUUUAAUACUUCAACUGGGUGGUGUUACCUUCAUUUACCAUAUUAUUGUCACUAAAUCUCAUUACCAGUCACUCUCGUGCUUCAAACAUGAACUUCUGAAAAUUAAUAAUUCCUUAUUCCUGGUAUUUUCAUGCUCAUGCUGUUUAUGCAUAUAUAUAUAUAUAUAUAUAUAUAUAUAUAUAUAUAUAUGAUGUGUGUGUGUCUCUUUCUUAAGUGUAGAAAUGCCUUUAAAGUUAUUUUAUAUGUAAAUAUCUGUAUGAUUGCUUUCUUGAAACACAGUUGUUGUGGUGAGGGACUUUCAGCCUCUUGUACAUUAUUAGUCACGAAAACAAAGUCAGAAGCUAGCCACAUGUAGGCAUUUUCAAAUAAUAUCCACCAUCAUAGUAUCGUCUUUACCUCUAUCAGAAAAAAUUGUCAUCUAAAGAAACUGUCCAUUUUAGUUGCUGCCAAAGGCAAUCCUUUUGAAAGAAAUAUUUGUAAAGAGCUUCAAUGAGAUUUUUAAGAGUUAUCUUAAAUUGUCACUAAUAGUUAAAUUUGGAACUAUUUUCUUUCUUCCCAAAUAAGUGUACAAAAGUUGAUAUAUUCAGUAAACACAUUUUUAAUAUCAAUACUUGUGCUUUCAUGCAAACAAAAUCUUACAUUUUUAUCUUGACUGGCACAAUUGUUGUGCUAUAAAGACUUAGGCCAAUCAAUCAAGAGCAAUAUAUUAUUUUUCAAAUAGACUGACAUAUCUGAACAGAAGUGAUAGUAGUUUAAAAUACAAAAGUUUGCGACUUUCAUUCACAAGAAAAUCAAGACAUUCAGAAAUAGGAUGUGUGUGUAAAUACUGUACAAUCAAUAAUUUUGAGUUUUUUAUAUUUUGGAAGAGGAUAUUAAAAUUUUAAAUGCAUGCGACUUUUAUUAUGGAAUAAUUUCGAGAUACAGAUAAGUUGACAAAUGUUAUUACGUAUUCUUAUACCUGCAGGUUAGGCAAUUUUGUCAUUCAUUAAACGACGUUGCUGGACAAUGGAUAACAAAUUUCUUCUGAUUAUUAAAUUAAAAUCCCGUUCUGAUUUAGAAAACUCUAUUUGAAUUUGUUGUGGGAAUUGAUGUCUGUGUGUAUGUUGGAAUAUUUUUUUAAUAUAUAUAUAUAUUUAUAUAUUUUGUAAUAGUUCCUUUUGUAGGGCAAUUUUAUUAUUCGUAAUUUAGAUGAUAAAGUUGCUAUGUUCUCCCCCUCCAUAAUUUGCGUGACUGAAUUUUUCAUGUUUAAUUAAUUUUUUUUAUUUUUAGUAACAUUUUAUUUAUACUUUUGUAGCAAUGUUGAUCACGCCCUCACAAUUUUGACUUAUUGUCGCUUUUUUGAAAUUCUAUUGUUACUCAAAAGAAGUGAAAAUUCAGAUUUUAAGUAAAUCUCUGAAAAAUAAUUAAUGUGGACUUUGUCAUUGUCUCUGCCAUUAUACCAUUUGCUGCGUGGUGGCAUGUGCAAGCAUUGCUUGUUUCAUGGACAGAAAUCGCCAUUUAUUUUAAUGGAAUAAUGUUGCCCCAAAAUUCUGAGUUUCGUAAAAUCUACUGUAAUAAAUUAAAAAACCAAGAGUUGUCAUCAAUUUUUUUGUAUCACAUACAAAGUGAUGUUACUUAUUGUCAAUUAAUGGAAUGAAAAUGAAGUUGCAAAGAAAUUAAAUUGUACUCUUCUAUACAAAAGAGCCUUUUUGUGGAAAAGUGGCAUGUGAGAAAAUAUUUUAUUUCUUAUUGAUGUUAAUUUGAUCGAAAUGCUUAAUGACAUUAAGCCAUGGGUUGAUAUGAAAUUGAGCAAGAUGUUAAGCACUUGCAUGUAGUAGUGGAUGAUUGCACAAUAGCUCUUUCUGCGUGUAUGUACUAAGAUUACCAAACGCACUUCAGUUUCACAUGUUGGAGAAUUACUCGAGAUUUGUUUUGAGUAAAAGAUAAUAUGAAGCAUGCUCUAUUGUUUCAGAUCCUCUAUUUUUCAAGUUUUUGAGCUUGUUACAUGUUGGGGGAAUUAGUUUAAAUAAACUUUAUAUCCAUGGAAUAUUUUAAUAAUCAAUUUGAAUUCUUGCAAUUUUCAAUGAUCAUCCAGGAUUUCAGUACUUUGCCCAUUGAGAGUUGCCAUCAUGUGCAUUCAUUUGCAAAUUUGAAUCAUUAAAUAAGAAUCUGUGAACAAAAUUAAAAGUUAAUUGAGGAUGAGUAGUAAUUGUAGUUUGAGCUGAGAUAAUGUAAUAGGGAUUAAUUGGUCUCUAAUACAGUAAUACUUGUUUUGAAAGAAUUGUGUUGUGAGAAGUGGUUGGUCCGAAGAUGGCUUUAAAUGGUAUAAUUUGGCUAUCAAUGGAAAGAAGUAACUGUCGUGUUUGGAAUUGUAUUGAAAGCUAGGCAAUUGGGAUUUAUAUCAUUUUCUUAGUUGCCAGAUUUUGUUCUUAAACAGACUCCAAAAAUCCAUGAUAAAAUCAAAUGGUAAAAAAUAGGUAUGCACUAAGUCCUUGUAAGGCUGAAACUAUGUUCUGUGUAAAUCAUGCUUUGUGUUUAAACCUUAAUUAAGUUUUUUAAGUAUCAAACCUCUUAAAUUAAAAAAAAAAAUAUUUAAUUUGUGGAAGUAGCAAUUCCAGGAAGGCAAGAGAAGAUUGCAAGUGAGGAAAGUUACUUCAUAUUCAAGUGGUAAUGAACAUUGAAUCUUUUAACACUUGUGAUUGAAUUUAAGCGGGGAAUGUAUUUUAAUAUUGGGAAAUGAAUCUGAAGGGUUUUUAGAAUUGGAAAUAGUACUAAAGAAGAAAAUACUGUUGCUGAAAAUGUUGGAAGGCUAUUAUACUAGUUAUUGACACAAAUCAUGACAAAAUUCCAGGUAGUUUUUACCAGAUUAUAAAGUGAGAUUUUUUUUCUGAAUAUUCCAUUUGUGAAGUACAAGGUCACCAUAUAUUCGCAGAUGAAGCAUAGUUGGUUAGGAAAUAUAUUUUUACUCUGCCUUAUCAUACCAAGAAGAAACUCAAAUGCUUACAUAACAAUGAGAAGCAAAAGCCAUACAUAUUACACAUUCUAUAAUCUUAAAUUAUAUUUGAUGUUGGCAUCCUCCACAAAUUUGCUGGGUGAUCAGUACUUGUAGCAAGUGAAGCACAUGAAAAUAAGUAAGUCAUUACCUAAAUUGUGUUACGAUGUGUUGAUUGACAAGGCUGUGCAGACUCUUGGUUUGUUGCCUGCCGAGUGAGAAUUGUGUUUUGCAAGAAAUAAAAUGGAAAGAGAAAAAAAUGUUGAUAGAAAUACGCUUUAUUCAUCCAACCACUGAGACAGAAUGUUAAAAUAUUUAUUCUUAGCGAAAACUUCACAAACUUGGAAGCUUGCCCGUAUCUCCUGCAUUACAUGCGAAUAAACAGACGGAGGUUUACAAGUUUGCAUUUCACAACUCUAACAUGCGUACAUGAAACAUUGCGCAUUUCAAGGCUAUUCUGAUAGAGAUUGCGAAAGAACUGUUAAAAAGCCACAAACAAAGCAUGUUUGGAAGAAAAUCUGCUGAUUUAGAAGGGAAUGUUCUUAGGUUGCACGCAACAUUUUCAGGUGGGUCUCUUAAAGUGGUUGGAUGAUGCACUAUGGAAGAAGGACCACAAAGAAAGAAGCGAAAUAUAUGUGAAGAUGAAAAUGGUAGGGACAAAAACUACAAUUAUGAUUAUUUUAAGGAACAAGAAAAUGAUAGUAUAGGCAAUACCAAGUUUUAAAAUUCUCACUGAGACAAUUUUCUAGUCACUUAGACAAUUUCCAAUUUUAUUUUGCCUAAAUAGUAAGAAUUGGUUCAUGCUCAAAAUUAGGUCAGCUUAUAUUUUGGUACAUAUCGUGGUCGGUCUUCUAGCGGAUAGCAAAGAAACAUUAAAAUUGGACUUUUAAACUCUGACAAAUGUGAAUUGAAGUUGUUUUAAACACUCACAUGAUAACUUAAUGAAGUAUUGGAGUCCGAAGUAAUAGUUUGCUGGAAAAAUGGGCAUUCAUUAUUUUAAUUUUUAUAUUUAAAAAACGUAUUGAUUUAUGAAAAUAUUGGGUAAUACAUAUUUUUUAAGUUUCCUUUGAGUUCAAAUUUAUAUUUUAAAAAAUCCACUGUAAAUACGUUAUUGUAUGCUUACCAGUGACAUCAUAUAUUCAUAAAUUGUAUUGAUAUUAAUAAUAUAAUUUUUUAGUUUGUUUAAUUAACUUUAAUAAUAGAGAAUGCAAAUGUAAAGAUAACCUGUAAAAGUCAAAUUAGUUUUUGUUUAAUGGCAUGAUCAGUGAUCUGCUAGUCAAAUAUUUUGCAAUUAGAUCAUGCUGAAGUAAGAUGAUGUGUGGUCUUAUGUAACUACUGCCUCUGCAUUAAUUCCCCUUCUAUCAUGUCUCUCUGAAUUAUUUAAUCUAAUCUUUCCAUUUAUUUUAUUAUGUACAUUUCUUCCUAUUGAUGCUCUCAUUAUUAGACUUGCAUGUGUUUUCUAAUUAUUCUUUUAUUUAUGAAGACUGGCUCAUAUUCUAGGUUGUGGUAGAUGAAAUUGACAUGUUCACUCUUUCUCUACCCUUCUAUAUCAUUGCUUACUUUUAAUUGAAAGUUUUAAUUUAAACUAUCAGAAUUGUCCUGAAAAAUACAUGGUGAUCCUAAACUAUAAAUGAUGUACUUCUAAAGAAAAAGGAGGAAAACUGAGGAAUACCAAAUAUUUUGUGUAUUUGAAAUUGAAGAGAAUUGUUUGUGAUUAUAAUACAAGAGUUCGACAUUUUCCUAUUACCAGAUCUCCCAUUGAUGUUAUUUAAAAAGAUUUACUGUAAUACAUUUUCCCCAAUGUCAGUGCGUUUUUUUCCAUCAGUCUGAAUCAUAUUUUCUUGUCUCCAUUUUUGUUUCCGAAUACUGUAAAAUAUAUUUUUAAUUUGCUAGCAGUUUUGCAGAAAUUUAAACUUCUGUUAAUUAUGAAUUUCUAAGAGAACAAACAACUAAAUAUAAAACAUGAAUUUAACGUUUCGAAUAUUCAGAAUGAUUUUGUACUCUGUUCUUAAAGUUUUCAUUGAACACUAAUGUAGUUCCGAAGUAAUGUGGUAACUUGUAACAUUAGAUAAACUUUCUAAGGAGCAGAGAACGUGUACAUAAUUUUUAUAUUUAAGAUCGACGCAUGAAUGCAGAUGGUAGUUGAGUUUGACAGGUUUUCUGCAAAUGCGUGAGUGUUAGCCUCUAGGAUUAAUAAACUUUUAAAGAGCCAAAUGAAUCUAUCUUAGAAAAGAAAUUUUCUUCUUAACAUAUGUAAAAAAGAAAAAAAGAAAAUUGAGCAGCAAAAACUUUAUUCUUCGAAACUUUCCUGCAUUGUAAUUUGCUAUGAACUACAUUACCAGUAUAUCUAAUGUCAUUAUCUAAAGAAGCUUUUUAACCAUAUUGUUUAAUCCAAUGAUUAUUCUUUUGAGUAUUAAUAUUUAGUAGAGUGGUAAUUGCCAUAGUGUUAAUGUUUCAUAAUAUUUGGAAUGGGAAAUAUUGGAAUUAAAGAUGCUUUAUCUGACUAAAAGCAUAUAGAGCAGGACUUGCUGUUUCAAAUUCAGUCCAUAUUUUGUUAUGCCUACAGCUCCAAAAGAAUGUGUCGCAGGGUUGUGAUGUAUGAGGGAAAUGGACCUAAAACCGUUACUUGUUAGUUAAGAUCACAUUUCAGCAUUUGGACCAUAGCAGUAGAGAUGAUCAGGACCAUUAUCAAGUUAUGAAUAAGAAAAGGGAUCUUGCAAUUAAAUAAAUAAAAUGUCAGGAAAGGAGUUUUCCAUUAAUGCUUUGUAUUAAUCUUGUGUAUUCACAUCAAAUUCCAUGUUGGGAAUCAGGGCUGUGAAUAGCAUUACCCCUUAGUGAAAUAUUGCCUUUGCUACUUUAAGAUUUAUCCCUGUGGUGAUCAGAGCCAUUUGCAUGAAGGUCACCUGCUGUACUGGAAGAAUUUAAGUAUUCGCUUUUGUAAAUUGCUACUCGUGAUGGAAUAAACAAUGCAAAUAGUGUCAUUUAAUAUUGUAGAUUUGUAUGAACAUUUUUCUAGACUAAAUUUUUUUGGUUCAUCUGAGUAACAUCAAUGUUACAAAAUUCGUCGUUGAAGUUACUUCAGUUUUGUCAAUUACAAAAUUAAGUUCAUGAAAAUGAUGAGGGAUCAGUCACAGUUUUUACUUUGUAAAUAUGUGUUUUUAUAGAUAAUGUGCUAUUAAUCCAGUUCUUGGGCAUCUCGUUUCUAAAAGGGCUAUUAACACUGUCAUGGAAAUUUAUCUUUUUCUACUUUGUAAUGUUAAGUCAUAAAGACAGUAAGUUUUUAAAAUUAUUUAUUGUUCUUUCAUAUGCAUGAUCAUGCUUUUGACAUUGAGAUCAUGAAAAGAUAUAAAAUAUAUG
Messenger RNA from Gryllus bimaculatus (two-spotted cricket), 9299 nucleotides. Lineage: Eukaryota; Metazoa; Arthropoda; Insecta; Orthoptera; Gryllidae. The record is from the annotation of a GenBank genome assembly.